UGGGUCCCUCCGACGGUGUCUGGGUGUGUCCUUCAGGGAGCGGGGUGCCUUCGUCUGCCUGUCCCCUGUUUCUCGUGCUGACGCUCCCUCUGUCCUCCCCGCCCCCCGUCACUCCUUUUCUCCCUCCCUUCCUCCUUGUGAGGAGUCUCUUGGCCGGGGUCCCUGAGCCCGGGCGGGUGCUGGAGAAGGACGCAGAAGGGGUGAGGUCACGUCUCCCUUGAGCCCCGAGCCGCUGGCUUUUCAGAGCCUCGCCACGAACCAGCGGCCAGAGCCCUAGACCACACAGACCGUGCGCUCCUCCACCCUCCCUGCGCCACCGGCCUCGCCCAUGUCUCAGUACGCCCCCAGCCCGGACUUCAAGAGGGCUUUGGACAGCAGCCCCGAGGCCAACACUGAAGAUGACAAAACCGAGGAGGACGUCCCCUUGCCCAAGAACUACCUGUGGCUCACCAUCGUCUCGUGUUUCUGCCCUGCGUACCCCAUCAACAUCGUGGCUUUGGUCUUUUCCAUAAUGUCUCUGAACAGCUACAACGACGGAGACUACGAAGGAGCCAGGCGGCUCGGGCGGAAUGCUAAGUGGGUGGCCAUCGCCUCCAUCAUCAUUGGCCUUCUCAUCAUCGGCAUUUCUUGUGCAGUUCACUUCACAAGGAAUUCCUGAGGAAUCAGCAGUUGGUCAGCAGGCUGUGAGCAUGGAGGAUGCACCUCAUCCACACACACCCCAAAGGAGUUUCUGAGGAAUGGAUCCUUGACUUCAGACUGUGAGAUCUUUUCCUCCAGGACUCUCCAGAGGCAGGUCCCUGGCAAAUGAACAAGGAAAAAAAAAAAAAGAAGUCCAAAUUUUUAGGAAAUUCAAGCUGCACAGCCGGAUCAGCCAAAGUCAUUGAUUUGUAAAAAUGAAAAGAAAACAGAAAAAAGAAAAAUGAAAUCUCACUGUCGCAGUUUAGCGAAUCCCGUGGUGUCUACUCCUGUCCUCCAGAGGCAAGCCUCAGGAAAUCGCAUAAUUUUUCACUGGGGUGAUCCAAGGGUCUCCAUAUAGGGGGAGAGGGAAGUUUCUAGAAGAGCAGUAAGUGCUAGUUUUUACAAUUUCGAGCACAAACAUUUGCAGCAUGUUUAAAAUUGUCUAGUAGAGCUCAAGUUGUGGAUUUGCUUUUCCUUUUGUUCUGACAUGUUGUAGCCUCACUUCAACUUUCAGCAACUCUUCCUCUGGGAGUCAGCACUCCCAUGCCCAGAAUUCACCCAUCUGGUUACCGAAGACCCAAAGAAGGGGCUUUUCUGGCCUUUUGUCUUGAUCUUUAAUGUUUUCAAAUAGGCCCCCUCUCUUGCUUGCAUCCACGUUGGUCGACUUGACCACAACCUCACUCUUCACUCAAACAGACUCUGAGAAUGGACUUAGUGGCCAAUUCUAGGCACAUGAGCACCUUCUUCAUCCCAGUGUUGGAAAUACACUGGAUGUAUUUAUACAAUGUGCUUUUUUUUUUUUUCCAAUCUCUCUCUCUCUCCUCUCUUUCUCUAGCAAGUCUCAGGCAAGAGAUCUUUCAUUUUCCUGGAUGCCACUUGGAAAUGCCACCCAUUGUAUUUCUUUUCUGUCAAAUGUAAACCCUUUAGAUGUGAACGUACUGGUUUAAUGAUGCCAUUAUUCUGCCUGCCAGAACACAGUAACCCCAUGUCUCACAGAGCAUGAGGAGUGUGCCACUGGUGGUACACAAGAUCACUUUUCAGUAGUUUCUAGGAACGACUUUAAGUAAUACCAAAUCCCAAAGAAUGUCUCCCCUUUCCUAUUCUUUUUUCAUCCUGAUUACAGCAAGGAGAAAGUCUCUGUUUAGCACUGGCGGGCCCUUAACACCUUGCCCGACACAAUGGCUCUUUUCCCUUUUUAACAAAGAAAGAGCAGUCCUCGGGUUUAGAGUCUUCUGUCUAGAUAGAAUUUAAUGCUAUUGUCUUGUGUCAUGGUAUUUAUUUUAUUUAUUACCUUCCAUCUACAGCCUCCCACAGUCGGGGAUGUGAUAUAUUGUUUCUGUUCAAAUAAAUUAAGAAAAACA
Messenger RNA from Saimiri boliviensis boliviensis (Bolivian squirrel monkey), 2039 nucleotides. RefSeq names its product transmembrane protein 233 (gene TMEM233). NCBI's taxonomy places the organism in Eukaryota, Metazoa, Chordata, Mammalia, Primates, Cebidae. Gene Ontology annotation, cellular component: membrane. The record is from RefSeq and is a predicted model, not a curated record.